Messenger RNA from Coffea arabica (coffee), 1116 nucleotides. The record is from RefSeq and is a predicted model, not a curated record. Lineage: Eukaryota; Viridiplantae; Streptophyta; Magnoliopsida; Gentianales; Rubiaceae.
AUGGAGGUCUAUGUGGACGACAUGAUCGUCAAGAGUCGAACUGACCGGCAGCUCGUUCCCGACCUGAGGGAAAUCCUGAACAUCCUGUGGGAAAGUCGGAUACGGCUGAACACAAAGAAAUGUACCUUCGGGGUCAGGUCAGGAAAGUUACUGGGUUUCCUGGUCUCCCAAGAGGGGAUCCGGGCAAACCCGGAUAAGUUCCAGGCCAUCAUGAACAUGGCCCCCCCCGAGGAGCGUCAAAGAGCCUCGGAGCAGGGAGAAAUCCUGUUCCUAUACUUGUCUGCUUGCAACGAGACCGUUAGCGCAGUUUUGGUGCGGGAGAACAGGGGGGCUCGAAGGCCAAUAUACUACGUUAGCUGUGCUUUACAAGGGCCGGAGACGCGGUACACGCCGGCAGAAAAAUUGGUCCUCGCCUUGGUGCACGCCGCCCGGAAGCUCCGACCUUAUUUCCAGACCAACAGCAUUACUGUCCUGACGGAUCAACCCUUACGACAGAUACUCACAAAACCUGAGAUCUCGGGCAGAAUGACCAAAUGGACCGUCGAACUGGCCGAGCACGACAUCGGCUAUCAGUCUCGCACCGCUAUCAAAGCUCAGGCCCUGGCAGACUUCCUCAUCGAGGGAGCCAGUUUGUCAGUGACUGAGUCGAGCUCUUUGCCCGAGGAGGCUGAGUACGAGGCCCUAUUGACAGGAUUGCGGAUAGCCCACCAGAUGGAUAUAACCGCGAUCAGGAUCCGGAGUGACUCUCAGCUCGUAAUCUGCCAGAUUGAGCGGGUGCCGAGGUCACAGAACAAGCGGACGGACGCCGUGUCGAAACUGGCGUCCUCCUCGUUUGCCCACCUGAGCAAGGAAGUCUUGGUGGAGGUAGUUAAGCAAAAAAGCAUUGGCCAGAUUCAGGUCUUGGCUAUAGACAGCUCAGCCACUUGGAUGACUCUCCUCGUGGACUUCCUCACCUCAGGUGCCCUCCCAGUGAACAAAACUGAGACUCGCCGACUCCAGCUCAGAACUGCUAAGUACGCCUACGCCGGGGGGACCCUCUACAGGAGGUCGUAUCUGUUUCCUUGGCUAAAGUACAUAACUCCUGAGGAGGGCGACUAUGUCUUCCGAGAAGUUUAA